Molecule: messenger RNA, 4373 nt
Organism: Parus major (Great Tit)
Lineage: Eukaryota; Metazoa; Chordata; Aves; Passeriformes; Paridae
Gene: SHCBP1
Product: SHC binding and spindle associated 1
Exons: 13
Coding region: 29-2041 (670 amino acids)
Biological process (GO): fibroblast growth factor receptor signaling pathway
Source: RefSeq, a predicted model, not a curated record
CCGGGCGGUUCGAAGCCGAGCGGGCGGAAUGGCGGAGCUGCGGCCGCCGGGACCGCGGGAGGAUGGCCGGGACUCGCCGAGCGCCGGCCCGCGGGACCGCGCCGAGCAGGCCGAGGGUGUGCAGCGGGAAGAUGCCGAGAGCGAUUGGAGUGCUGACUCCUGGAGUGACUAUGGCAGUCGUGACAAACCAGGGACUACUUUGGGAAGGACUGUGCCAGACGGGAACGUGCUUUUCCCAGAUAUUUUUCAUACCAAUCAUCUUUUGUUUUACGAGCGAUUCAGAGCUUACCAGGAUUACAUUUUGGCUGACUGCAAAGCUUCUGAGGUGAAGCGUUUCAUAGCUGAGUACCUGGAGAAGGUCCUUGAGCCCUCUGGCUGGCAGGCGAUCUGGCGCACUGAUGUGUUUGAGGUCCUUGUCGGGGUGGUUGAUGUGAAUUUCCCGGCCCUGAAGGCAGUUGUGCAGCUCAGUGAACCGUUCCUGUGCGAGUCCCAGGACAGCAGCUUUACCCUGGAGUGCAUGCAGGAGCUCUUGGAGCUGAAGGAACAUCAGAUCCUGCUGCAGGAGCUGUGGGUUGUGUAUGAUGAGUCAGGAGAGUUUGACCAGACAGCACUAGCCAUAGAACAUGUCAGGUUCUUCUACCGGUGCAUCUGGAGGACCUGGGAUGAGGAGGAGGAGGAUGAGUUUGAUUACUUUGUUCGAUGUGUUGAGCCCCGACUGAGACUGCACUAUGACAUCCUGGAACAUCGGGUGCCUUCUGGGCUGGUAGCUGAUUACCAGAACUUGUUGUCCCAGUGUGAAGAGCUUUAUGAAAAGUUUUUAAAUGUGAGGAACAGCAUAUCAAGCAAUGAUUCGGACUCAGAAGCAGAAAACGUUUCCAUGGUAGAAGGACUAAAAUUGUACGACAAAGUGGAGCACUUAAAACAAAAACUAAAACUAAUUGAGAAUCCUCUGCUGAGGUACGUGUUUGGUUACCAGAAAUACGGCAGCCUCCAGGCUAAAGGACUGAGACCAACGGGUGCCAAGGUCAUUCAUGUUGUGCCCUGGACCAUGACAGCAAAUCUGCUCCAUCUGUUGGCAAGGGACAAACUCUGCCCAGAAUCUUGUGAAGAGUUAGAAAUACAGUUUCACCGUGAUCCGCUGACAGCUGUAAAUGCCUGUUACGAAGGAGACACAGUCAUCAUCUGUCCUGGCCAUUAUUUUGUCGAUGGCGUGUUCUCCAUUGCUGAUUCAAUAGAGCUAGAAGGCUAUGGCCUGCCAGAUGAUGUCGUGAUAGAAAAACAAGGGAAAGGAGACAACUUCUUUGACUGUACAGGAGCCAAUAUAAAGAUCUCCAAUUUGAAGUUAGUGCAGCAUGAUGCUGUGGAGGGGAUUUUAAAUGUCCAUCAUGGGAAAACCACCCUGGAGAAUUGUGUGUUACAGUGUGAAACCACUGGAAUAACAGUGAGGACAUCAGCUGAGCUACUGAUGAAAAACUCAGAUCUCUAUGGGGCAAAGGGUGCUGGUGUGGAAAUCUAUCCAGGAAGUGCGUGCACCCUGCUGCACAAUGGGAUCCACCACUGCAAGGAGGGAAUACUGGUCAAGAACUUCUUAGAUGAGGAUUAUGAGGCUCCCAAGAUAACCAUGGUUAAUAAUAUGAUCCACAAUAAUGAAGGAUAUGGCGUGGUCCUGGUUAGACCAGCGAUGCCCUCUGAAAUGAAGGAUGCUUCAGCACAGGGAACAAAAGGGAAUACACAACCUACCCAGGCAGGUGAUGAGACAGCCUGUGCAGAGAACUCCAGGCAAGAACAACCUGGAUGUGUAACUGAUGAGCUGGAGCUUUAUAAGCAAGCUGGGACUUCUGAACAAACUGAAAACUCUGAAAUUGCAAAUGUUCUUGGGGCUACUUCUGCAAAGAAGAGCCAGAUACACAAGAAAAGACUGAGUAAACUGGGAUUUACAGAAGCUGAUGACAAUUUAAUGUCACAGGAAAUGUUUGUCUCUGUUGAGGGCAAUCAGUUCAAAUGGAAUGGGAAAGGAAGUUUUGGUAUCUUUUUUUUCUGAUUCCUGCUGGCAUUGCAGUAGGAUUUGUACAGUUAUUGGUUAGGUCACAUGCCAAGAGUUGUGCUGUGGUGUUAUGCUUUUAUUACCCAAGUGUAAUCCUUAUUAAAGGACUGCAGCUAAAAGCUCACUUGGUUCUUCUGUCUCAUCUCCAUGCCUUAAAUCUCCUGGGUGAGCUGCCUUUGUGAUGCACACGGAGCACUUAUUUCCCUGCACUUCAUUUUAAGGCUGAGCUCUCGACAAUCUCUUGUCUCUGUUUAUAAAAUCAGCUUUAUCACCAAAGGGCAGAAUGGGUCAGCUUGGGGGGACCCACAUUGGGUCAUCUGGUCCCACCUCCCAUCUCCAGCAGGGCCAUCCCAGAGCUCAUGGCACCGGAUUGUGUACAGGAUUGUUGUGGAAUGUUCCCAGGGAGGGAGACUCCACACCCUCCGUGGGCAGCGUGUUCAGUGCUCAGUCACUGCACAGGAAAGUUCUCCCUUAUGUUCAGGUGGAACUUCCUGGGCAUCAGUUCCUGCCUGUUCCUCCUGUCCCAUUGCUGAGCCCCACGGAGCAGAGCCUGGGCCAUGCUCUGAGCCCUCCCUUUGGACACUGACAGACAGGGAUGAGGUCCCUUCUCAGCUGUCUCUUCUCGAGGCUGAGCAGGACCGAUUGCCUCAGCCUUUCCUCGGCAGAGAGAUGUUCCAGUCCCUUCACCCUCAGCUGGCCCUGCUCCAGGAACUCUUCUCUCCGGUACUGAGGAGCCCAGAGCUGGGCACAGCACCCCAGGUGCUCCUCACCAGGGCAGGGUCACCUCCCAUUGGCCUUACAAGGACACAGUGCUGGCUGUGGACCAGGACCCCCAGGACCUCCAGCAGCUUUGUUGUGCCUGUUUGUAGUUGAUCAUGUCUGGUUGCUGUGGUUGGGUCAUGCUCUGUGUAGGUACACCCACGCAUUUUGUGCUCUGCAGACUGCACUUGAGUCACUCCCACAGUAGGACCUAAUUGUUGGUAAAUCACCUGGUGGUCUUAACCCACUCUAAUAAGGCCUUAAUCUCUCAGCACAAAAUUAAAACCUGGAAGCAGCAGUAUAAUCAAGUACCACUUUACUUGAGAGUCCUCAAACAGUCUUUUAGAGCUUUUCUUCAAAGGCUUGUUUUAAAAAUGUGACCUUUUGUUCAAAUGCUCUUCUCAAGUUUUGGUGUGCUUGUUUAAUGUGAGUGCUUAAUAGCACCAAGCAUGUUUGUCACAGGUAUUUUUCACAUUAGCACAUACUUGGCCCUCACAGAGUCACCUGUACAGCUGUUUAUAAAGAAGUGCUAUUCAUUGAUAAGCAACUGCAGUUUGGGUGAGAAAUACUGCAGGUUAAAGCUGGUCUUUGGCUGUCAGAGUACCUUUGAAAUGGCUGAUGCUCACACAACAUGGCAUGGUAUGUAAAAAAGCAAUAUUUGGGAUAGGGUCCAGGAUUGUGGCAAUAUUCUAAGAUUGUGCAGGAAUCUGCAUGUGAAUAACAAACACACAACAGUUCCAGGGACCGGCAGCAGGAGGGACACACCCAGCCCGCAGCACGGCUCAAACGCUGCAGCUUCUCCAGAGGAAGGGACUGUCCGUCCAGCCAGCUCCUUUCUGCAGCACAGUGUCAGACAGGAGCCCUGUUUGCAGUGGGGCUGGGCCCAUCCUGUGGGGAGCACUGCCGGUGCUGCCAGGCUCCCUGGGUCACCUCCUCAGUGCCCACAGGCCCGGAGCUGUGUCCCCUGGCUGAGCCCUGUGCUCACAAGUGACUGUGUAGUCAUUGGCUUUAGCUAUAAUGCACUGGCUAUUGCAAUUAUUAUCACAAUUUUCAUAUAGUACAGUUUGUAAUUAAUAAUCUGUCAGCUUUUGUAGCCAAUGCCUUGUGUAGCAUAUAUAUAUGUAGUAGUGUGAUAGAUAUAUAUUAUAGUUUAGGCUUUCACAAAACCUUCAAUAGAAACUAUGUGUUGUGCAUUGUAAUGUUAAAUGCCUUUAUUUGUAUAACUAACUGACAAAAGUGAGAAUAACUGAGAUAAUGUUGAUUUUAAUGUACUUGAGGAGUAUCUGAAUGAUAAGGUAGCAUUGUAAAGAACUAGGAAAAUAAACACCAAGAGAAAAAUGCAAGGAGAGAUUUACUACUGACCUUCGGGUUAUCAAGAAGUGUCAACCAACAGAACAGAGCCUCGUGAAGAAAUAAAAUACACAAAUUUCAUCUGCAGGAUGGCAUGUACUUUAAGAAGACAAGUCAAAGGUCAAAUCAAGCAAAAGAAUUCCCGGAACAUGUAAACUCACAGGAAUGUUUUAAUAUGUAUAAUCCUCAUGAAUAUGCAUUUAAACAAUGUAGUGAAAAA